Molecule: messenger RNA, 659 nt
Organism: Triticum urartu
Lineage: Eukaryota; Viridiplantae; Streptophyta; Magnoliopsida; Poales; Poaceae
Product: histone H2B.1
Cellular component (GO): nucleosome
Molecular function (GO): protein heterodimerization activity; DNA binding; structural constituent of chromatin
Source: RefSeq, a predicted model, not a curated record
CUUUCCCCAACAUCUCCUCCCGCUCCAAGUCCCAAACCCCUUCCGGCGGCCAAGCAACACACCCUCCCUUCUCCCCCUCCCGAAGCAGCGAUGGCCCCCAAGGCGGAGAAGAAGCCGGCGGCGAAGAAGCCUGCGGAGGAGGAGCCCGCGGCGGAGAAGGCCGAGAAGGCCCCUGCCGGGAAGAAGCCGAGGGCCGAGAAGCGGGUUCCGGCGGGCAAGACCGCCUCCAAGGAGGGCGGCGAGAAGAGGGGCAGGAAGAAGGGCAAGAAGAGCGUCGAGACCUACAAGAUCUACAUCUUCAAGGUGCUGAAGCAGGUGCACCCUGACAUCGGCAUCUCCUCCAAGGCCAUGUCCAUCAUGAACUCCUUCAUCAACGACAUCUUCGAGAAGCUCGCCGGGGAGGCUGCCAAGCUCGCCCGCUACAACAAGAAGCCCACCAUCACCUCCAGGGAGAUCCAGACCUCCGUACGCCUCGUCCUCCCUGGGGAGCUCGCCAAGCACGCCGUCUCCGAGGGCACCAAGGCCGUCACCAAGUUUACCUCCUCUUAGAUCGCGUCGCCUGUAUCUAGUAGCAAAUGUAGUUCCUUGCUGUUGGCUUAGUGCUUGUCUGUGGACUCUGGUUAUCUGCAAGUAAUAUUAGUCCUACUGUUGGAUGAAAA